CGCUCAUUGCUUGCAGUUUACAGAAAAUCUUUUAUAAUGACAUAAAGUCAACAAUGUUAACAUAAAUUAGUUACUAUCUGUUUAGAAUAUAAACAAACAGAAUUUCCAGCUCGUCCAAAACAUCAUAUAUAGCAAAUGGAUUUUACAAUUAGCGCUUUAUUGAAUAACGAUAUCAGCCAAAGUACAUGAUUAUUUUAAUUUUUGAUAAUAUUGAUAAAAGAUAAUGGCAUUUCGCCACAAUUUUAUUUACUGUUCAUUUUUAGUUUGAUGAGUUGAUCGUAGAAUUCCGUAUUUUUGGUGAAAAAUGGAAAAUGGUCAUGUGGAAGUAUCUUAUGCAAAUGAAAGGUUUGCUCACGAGAAGACGGAAAGUGUAAUGAGUUAUAGAAAUCAGUAUGGAGUUCCAGAAAAUUAUAACCCAGCAGAACAUCCAGCAGUAAGACUAAGGAACCAUUCAAAUGCAGAUCGAAGUGAAACCCAAAGGAAAAGAAGGUCGAAGAACAGAUUGUCCAACAGAAGAAGUACGGGGUAUGUUAAUGCCGAACUCGUUGAAGAAGCUUUUCAAAUGGGUCCAAACGGUAAUGGUGAAGGGGAAGAUUCAAAAUAAACACGUCUAUUUACUUUAUUAAGUUAAUUACCUGUGCCAAUUAAGAUGAAAAAUAGUAUUAAGAAAUUAACUGUAUAUGAGCAAAAUCGAACGUAUUUGAUUAAUUUUUAUUACACGAAAUUAAUGUAGAUAAAAAAUAAUAGUUUAGACUGUAGGGUUAUAAAAUUAAUAUUACCUUUAUAUUCAUUAGAAACUAGUCUAUUUCAAUGAUAAUAAGAAUUAUACCAUUGUUUUACCAAAUUAUGUUCAAAGAACUGGUAGCAUAAUUAUUAUUAAUUUAUCAAAUUUUUACAAUUUUUCUAUGAACAGAAAAUAAAAGACAAUAAAAAUUAAGCUAUUUUAUAGUAAAAUUGUUUUUUUAAAUUAUAUCAACAUUUGACAGUUAAAUGGAGAAUAAAAUAAUUACUUUAAGACUAAAUCAAAGUUACAAGAAUAGCUACGAUGUAGAAGAAUAAAUUUUGACAAAACUCACUUAAAAUGGAGUUGUUGAAUAUUUGUGGCAUCAAUAGCAAUAAGUCACUAAAUAGUAUAUACGUAAUUAGGCCUUUCAAAUCACGUAACUUUAAAUUGUGAAAAACAACAAAAAGUGAGUGUUUUGUAUCAAAAACGCUUCUGGUGAAGUUAUAGGUCAAACUUUGUUUUCAAGAGUUUUCGAACUUUCGUAUAUUUUUAUUGAGUGAACAUAUAUGCUUUGUGAAAAAAAUUAGACAAUAUAAGAAAUAUUAUAUAAUAUUUUUUGUACAUACUUCUAAAUGAAAAUGACAGAAAGUAAAUGUGUAACGAUGACAAUUUUUUGGAGCUACAAGAACAAUGUAUUUGAGAUA
This is a messenger RNA of Psylliodes chrysocephalus, 1428 nucleotides long. NCBI's taxonomy places the organism in Eukaryota, Metazoa, Arthropoda, Insecta, Coleoptera, Chrysomelidae. The record is from the annotation of a GenBank genome assembly.